Molecule: messenger RNA, 896 nt
Organism: Naegleria gruberi
Lineage: Eukaryota; Heterolobosea; Eutetramitea; Acrasida; Naegleriidae
Exons: 2
Coding region: 1-858 (285 amino acids)
Source: RefSeq, a predicted model, not a curated record
AUGAAGACCAGCACCAUUGUAGCCCUUUUAUUAGUGGCUGUCGUGAUCGCUUUUGCCAAUGCUUUGGAAAGUGUACCUGCUUUAGUGUGGAGCGGAAAGAGAGACAUUAAAAUGUCGAAAUUUACUUCAUUGAAAGACACAUUAUCCUCAACCAACACAGUUGCAGUCUUUUUGCAUCAUCAACUCGGUUCUGAUGAAUUUUUGGAAAACUCUGGAGCUUUUUCUAUCAAACCAGACGAAAAUAACGCUUUUGCUUUCUUGAAGAAGGCCAUGAAGGGUCCAAGUGCUUCAUUCCCUAACAUUUCUGAAGAAGAAGUUAAAUCAGUCUUGCCAUCCGAAUUUACUUUCACUAUUUCUGAUAGCAAUGUUGCUGGUAGUGUUGCUUUGAAGGAUUUCCUUGCUUCCCCAGAAAAUUAUCUUAAGAAGGGUGGAAAGUAUCUUUUCGUUUUUGCUGAUGUUCAUCGUAGUGAUGCUAAGGUUAGAGACCUUUUGGCUAAGUAUGAUACUGUCAUUCAAAACGUUGUUGCUGAUUUGGACAAGUUGACUGAAGGUGACUAUGUUGCUCUCUUCUCUGCUCAAAAGCCAACUGUUUCUAGUUUGAAUUCUCGUCACAUUCUUUCUACUAGUGAUGCUCAACAUGAUUACAGUGUUUAUGCUACUGUUGAAGUCUACAAUAUGACAAGUGUUUACAAUGGUACCCUCAACACCAUGUACAUUGAUUCUGAAAUUGCUGUUGCUACUGUAAUUGGUCUUUUCCUCGUUUUCUGGCUCGUCGUCUCUGUUGUUGCCCUUAUGAAGUUGAAGACAGCACCACACCUUACCGAUAUUGACGUUUUUGAUGAAAAGAAGCACAACUAAUUUAAAAUAAAUAUACAAAAAAUUAAUUUAAUCAUUUA